Ipomoea triloba (trilobed morning glory) is the source of this 1842-nucleotide messenger RNA. RefSeq names its product serine carboxypeptidase-like. The record is from RefSeq and is a predicted model, not a curated record. Bases 69 to 1550 code for a protein of 493 amino acids. Gene Ontology annotation, biological process: proteolysis. Gene Ontology annotation, cellular component: vacuole. The transcript is spliced from 7 exons. Lineage: Eukaryota; Viridiplantae; Streptophyta; Magnoliopsida; Solanales; Convolvulaceae. Gene Ontology annotation, molecular function: serine-type carboxypeptidase activity.
GUUCACUCCAUCCCCUUAUAAUAAGAGUAUCAAAGACCACACAUAUUCUUGUCAUCCCAACGAGGAAUAUGGCGACAACGUUGUACUCCAUGUGGGUUUUUGUGCUUGUAGUGCUCGUUUUGGUUUGGUCGCCUGGGCAAGCAAAUGGGGCGGCGGAAAAUUCCAUGGCGAAGCAGCGGGCGGAGAAGAUGAUCAGGCAACUCAAUUUGUUCCCAAAGCAUGAUCUCAACAGGGGUCCCGCCGGCCACUCGCCGGCGGGAGCGGAUUCGCCGAGAUUGGUGGAGAAGAAGUUCAAGUUGAAUCUUCUUGGUGAUUCUGGGGCGACUGUUGAGGAUUUGGGUCAUCAUGCUGGCUACUACAGGCUUCUAGACACAGUAGAUGCAAGGAUGUUUUAUUUCUUCUUUGAAUCAAGAAGCAACAAGAGUGACCCGGUUGUUAUAUGGUUGACUGGAGGCCCAGGGUGCAGCAGUUCAUUGGCUUUGUUUUAUGAGAAUGGUCCUUUUUAUAUUGCUGACAACCAAUCCCUCAUUUGGAAUGAUUAUGGUUGGGACAAGGCUUCUAACCUUAUAUACGUGGAUCAACCCACUGGAACGGGGUUCAGCUAUAGUUCCAGUGAACAAGACCUCCGCACUAAUGAAAAUGGUGUCAGCAAUGAUCUUUAUGCCUUCUUACAGGAGUUCUUCAAGGCUCACCCAGAAUAUGCAAAUAAUGACUUCUUUAUAACUGGAGAAUCCUAUGCUGGGCAUUAUAUUCCUGCAUUGGGCUCACGGGUCAACCAAGGAAACAAGAAGAAAGAAGGAAUUCCCAUAAAUCUUAAGGGAUUAGCGAUAGGCAAUGGACUCACUAAUCCAGAAUUACAGUAUCCAGCAUACCCAGACUUUGCUUUGGACAACAAAUUAAUCUCAAAAUCUGACCGUGAUGACUUGAUGCAACUUGUCCCGGAUUGUCAAGAGGCUGCCAGGCAAUGUAACAGUGUUGGUGGACAUGCUUGCGGCGAGGCUAAUAACCGCUGCCAAGUCAUCUUCAACCAGAUAUUGGGGAUAGCAGGGAACAUAAAUUACUAUGAUAUCCGGAGGAAAUGUGAUGGGGGAUCACUCUGCUAUAACUUCUCAAAUGUAGAGACUUUCCUCAACACACAAUCAGUGAAGGAUGCUCUCGGGGUAGGCGGCAUUGAUUGGGUUUCGUGCAGCUCUGAAGUGUACGACUAUAUGUCAUCGGACUGGUUCAAGAAUCUUGCAGUGGGCAUUCCAUCUAUGCUAGAGGAUGGUAUCAAUCUGCUGGUUUACGCGGGCGAAUAUGAUCUUAUCUGCAACUGGCUUGGGAACUCGAGAUGGGUUCAAGCUAUGCAGUGGUCUGGGCAGGGGGGCUUUGGUGCAGCUCCAAACGUGACAUUUUCAGUGGAUGGACAGGAGAAAGGGAUACAAAAGAGCUAUGGACCUCUCACUUUCCUUAAGGUUCAUGAUGCUGGGCACAUGGUUCCAAUGGAUCAGCCCGAAGCAUCGCUGGAAAUGAUUCGGAGGUGGAUGCAUGGCCAACUUUCAAAGCCAUAGGACUGUCAUCUUUCCUUAAAUUUUUAUGUAUCCAUUAUUUUCCUUAAAAGAAAUUAUAAUUGAUAAAGCUUUGAAUCCGUUUGGAAAAUUUAAUCAAUAUAGUACUGGCUUCUGAUUGUGGUGACUGCAGCACAUACCUUAAAUUGCAGACAAAUCUCACAGCACAUACCGCAUCAGUGCAUGAGUGCAUCACCAUAAUCAAAUGGAUGAAGGACUUAACCUUGCUUUAGUGUUGAUUAUUAUUACCACUAGGCUGAAGAAUUUUAAUCAAAGCUACUUGAGUGCUUGACCA